Cydia pomonella (codling moth) is the source of this 1258-nucleotide messenger RNA. RefSeq lists its product as uncharacterized. The coding region runs from base 161 to 874 and encodes 237 amino acids. The record is from RefSeq and is a predicted model, not a curated record. NCBI's taxonomy places the organism in Eukaryota, Metazoa, Arthropoda, Insecta, Lepidoptera, Tortricidae. The transcript is spliced from 6 exons.
GCUAUUCGUCCUAAACGGCUUCAUAUACACGCUCCUCGGCCUCUACGACCUCCACGUGAUCGAAGUUGAUGCUUGGAUUCAUAAUAAGCUGCUGUAUUUGUUGCGGUGUGAGUUGAGGGAUCUAUUAAAAUAUUCUAAAUCUAAAGGAUAUUUCACAACUAUGGAGUCAGCAGAAUCAGUACAGAACAGGGCCGUCCAAAACGCGGGUACACUGCUGACAAUAGAUGACAUAGCAAAUGGAGGCCCAGUCAAGUACGAUGCUAUGGUGCUUUACGCAGCAGCCAAUCAGGCGUUCGUGGAUGAAUUGGCCGAAAAAAUGAAAAUUAAAGGAUUGAGGUUGUUCACAGGGUUCCGUAACAGGCUAGUGUCAAACCAAAUGCCGCAAGACUUGGUGUGUGAGCUGAUCGCUUCUCGAUGCCACAACAUUAUUCUGAUCUAUUCUCCCGAAUUCUUCAACGCCGGGGACGUACCUGAAGACGCUGGAAAACGAGCCGAAGCUGAGACACAAGACGCUGAGAUCCAAUUUUACGCGACCUACACACUCGCGACUAAAAUAGCUUCAAAAGGAGAGCACAGAAUGAUUCCCUGCGAGUAUAAGAAGUGCACUCUGCCCAAGUCGCACCGCCAAAACCACAGGCUCUACGUAAAGUCAGAGGCGUACGAUUUCUACGAGAAACUGGCCAACAUCCUCAAAAAACCAAGACCUAGACCUUAUCUUCCCAUUACGGCAUCCGUGACCGCCGAUAGCAGAAGCCCUGACCAAGGGAAGUCUUCUCGACUUUCCGUGGUGCAAAGAAUCAGACUAUGGUGUAGGAAUGUGUCGAGAAGGUUCAAAGAGGCGUCCAGCUUUAAGGCCUGUUUACACUUUGAUUAGUGGUUAGUUGUUUAGAUACCUAAAUAGUUUUAUUUAGUAUAACUUUAUUAUUGUAUGCUCUUAUAAGUGAUGUGAACUCUUAGAUACACGUAGCGCAUCUUACUUGCAUCAAUAUUACGCAUAAUAUACAUGUAUAUCUACAUGUAAAUUUAACAACAACAGAACCUUGGAUGUACUGUAAAACCAUUUAUACAUCGAAUGUAAACAAUAUAAAUAGUAAAUAAACCGGUUGUUUUUUUUUAUCAGUUACUAUUUAUUUAAGUAUUUAUAAAUAUUUAUAUAUUAUAUAUAUCGUUGUCUAAGUACCCUCAACACAAGCCUUAUUGAGCUUACUGUGGGACUUAGUCAAUUUGUGUGAUAAUGUCCUAUAAUAUUUAUUUAUUU